Molecule: messenger RNA, 2742 nt
Organism: Mercenaria mercenaria
Lineage: Eukaryota; Metazoa; Mollusca; Bivalvia; Venerida; Veneridae
Product: alpha-(1,3)-fucosyltransferase C-like
Exons: 3
Coding region: 154-1287 (377 amino acids)
Cellular component (GO): membrane
Molecular function (GO): alpha-(1->3)-fucosyltransferase activity
Source: RefSeq, a predicted model, not a curated record
UCAUAAUUUUCAAUGGAAAAAAAUAGGUCGAAUGUAAAUAUAAUUAAAUAUACAAAACAUUAUUGCAGUGGAGGCGUUUUUUAAGAGCACUCAUUACAAAAUAAUCAUCUCACGAUGUAAAUGACAAUAUCACAAUGACUCUGGAUAAAACAGAUGUUGUCUGGUAUAUUAGUUUGCAUGUCGCUAUUGCUCAUACACAGCUCUGUGACAAACAUUGGACCGUUAAUGAAAUGGACGGGCAGCUUAACAAAUCAAAGCUUAAUAGACAUUAAAGUUGCAAAUGAAAUAUAUACCAGCAACAGGACGUUUAGAAUACUCUGGUAUAAUCCGCCACCAUUUAUCAAAGCACAUCGCAAGUACGCAAUGAGUUGUGGAUUUCAAACAUGUAAAUACAGGAAUUGUGAAAUGAGUUAUGAUAGAACAUAUGCAAACAGAAGCCACGCAGUUAUAUUUGAUGGCCGAUUUAUGCCACCAAAUCUCAAUUUUACACGUCCUGACGGGCAAAUUUGGAUUUUUGCAGCUCACGAGUCCCCACUUACAUACGGUUCUGGUGGGAAUUGGUGGUAUAGAAAUAAACAAUAUAUAUUUAACUGGACAAUGACAUAUGACAAGGACAACACAGACAUAUUUCUACCAUACGGAGAAAUACUAAAACGCGAAUUCGAGAUGAGGAGGGACUUCAAGUCUAUAGCCCUUAAUAAAAGUAAGACACUUUUGAUGAUAGCGUCGCACUGCCAAACCCAUUCAAAACGGCAAGAGUAUGUAAACAAACUGAAGAGAUAUAUAGAUGUCGAUGUUUUGGGACAAUGUGGUAAACGGUGGAAUUGUGGAAUUCGCUUCAGACAUGAAGAAAAGUGCUUUCAACUUUUGAAUACAUCUUACAAGUUUUAUUUAGCAUUUGAGAAUGCUUUAUGUCAUCAAUAUUUCACUGAAAAGUUUUAUGAAAAUUUCAAUUAUGAUAUAAUUAUGUUGACACGUGGCGGUACUAAGAACGAAUCGAAGACUCUAUAUCCUGAAGGAACAUACAUAGCAACAGAACAUUUCAAGUCAAUCAAGGAUCUUGGAACCUACCUGAAAAAUCUUAGCGUCGACGAAUAUGUUGAACUGCUAAAACAAAAGAGUCAGUUUUAUUUUCCUGGUUAUAAAAAAGUUUAUCAAAGAGCAUUGUGUGACAUAUGUGAAAGAAUGAAUUACCAAAGCAAAUAUUCAAAAACUAUUCAAAACAUUAAAGAGUGGGCAUACGGAUCUCAGCCUUGCCUUCAACGGAAACAAGUAACAGAUAUUUGAACAACUGAGGCAUGGAACUUGUUGACUUGUGUAUUGCUGCAACCCUUUUAAUUUCAAAUGGUAGAAUCUGGCAAAAGUACGUGUUUCAAUACAGUGGUACUAUUGUUACUGAUUAUUCUAUACUGUACCUAGCAAAGUGUGUUAUACUUUCAUACUGAUGAUUGCAUUCCUUAUCUUAGUGACCAUGCUUAAUUGUCUUUGGAAUUAUUUGCUAGAUCCAAAACCAUUAACCAUGACACUAUUUUGAAAAACAUGCCCAUUUCAUGGAAAAGGGCUGACACGUCUAGUUUGGACUUUGAAAUUCCGCUUACCUCUGUGAAUGUAUAGAACAAAAAUUAUGCAAAAUAGGCUGGUCAUUUUAACUUUUGGUGUUGAACUAAUUCCGACAUAUACAUUUUUGGUAUGAAAUAAGUAGUAUGUAAGGAAGUAAAAUAUAGAAAAAAGGUCCUCAAAUAUAUCAAAACAUAUUUUUGAGAUAUUGCAUGUGGAAUUUUUCUGAAGUAACGUCUACAUUUAAUACAUAUUGUAGCCAUUACUGUGGACCAUAUGCUGUAUUUUUCUUCUCCUGGUAAACUACAGCAUGAAUGUGUUCUUUGAAUAUCAAUGAAAACAGAUAUUUUAAGAUCUCUAGCACUUACUCGUAGCUUACCUUUCGUAUGUUACCACCUUUGUCAGCGUUUAGGUGUCGAAAUUCAGAAAAUAGGUGUCAAAAUUCAGAACAGAAUUUCUUCUAACCAAAUUUAUACAUAUAUAUUUCUAAAACAGACUCGUUUGUAGCGGAGUUAAAAGGUUUAAACACCAAACCUGUGUAUCGCAAAAUCAGAAACAAGAACAAAAAAAAAACAUUCGUAGGGCAUUCGUGAAACAAAAAAUGUAUUCACAUUAUUACUGCAGAUGGGCGGGGUAUUUGAUAAUAUCAAUAUUUGCCCGAAAUUCAUAAACAGUUACGACAAUCAUUUAUGCUUCUUGAACUGCUUUAUUAUGCAAUACAUGCAUGUGAAUGAAGAAAUGAUACUAAAAUUUUGUUUAAUCUUACUGCAGAUAAAUUUGCCAUACUUUGUUAACUAAUAAUCUAAAAGAAGACGCCAUCAAUUUUUUUUCAGAGUUCAUCCCUUUUCAAGUACAAAACAUGUAUAAGUGUUGCUGCAAGCAAAUGUUAAACACGUUGAAGAAUCGAUUAUUAGUAAAUUAGAUUAUAAUAUGUUCGAGAAUAACCCUUCUGAAUAUUGAAAAUCGGUAACAGACCUGAAAGAGGGAGACUAUGCAUUUUUGUAAAAUACCUGAAGGCACCUGGGUAACACAUUAGUUUCAUUUUAAUGCAAGACUCUUUUACAAAAUGUAAAGUCAAGAACAAUUCUUUCAAAGUUAUACUUCGAACUUGCACAGAAGGAAAUCUAAGAUUUAAUUAGCUCAUUAAAAAUUAAAAGUUUGCUUGUCUUAACCCAAUAAGAAAUG